Molecule: messenger RNA, 3071 nt
Organism: Exophiala viscosa
Lineage: Eukaryota; Fungi; Ascomycota; Eurotiomycetes; Chaetothyriales; Herpotrichiellaceae
Product: histidinol dehydrogenase
Exons: 1
Coding region: 125-2851 (908 amino acids)
Biological process (GO): L-histidine biosynthetic process
Cellular component (GO): cytoplasm; cytosol
Molecular function (GO): metal ion binding; histidinol dehydrogenase activity; NAD binding
Source: RefSeq, a predicted model, not a curated record
UCCGUGGCACUCACUCACUCACCUGAAGAUCCCCGCGCAUUGAGUCACUUGUUGAACAUCUUCUGUACCUGCACUACUUUUUCCCCAUUCAUCAAAUCCAGCUUCAGACAGUCGAACAACCAGAAUGGGUGUCGGCCUGCUGGUGUACGUUGAUCCAGAGGAGAUUCUUGGGUCGAACCCCAAAGGUCUCACUCUCGACCAAGUCGCUUAUUUCGGACAAUGCCUCGUCGAGAUCACUCCAGAGAACUUCGAUUCGAACCUCGCUUUCCUCCGUCAGAACUUCUCAAAGCUAUCAAUAGAUUUUGACGUGCGGAAAUUGAAGGCAUGGGAUCAGGUUGUUGAUGUAUUGAACAACGGCGCCUCCAAGAUCUUUGUCACCUUCGAACAAUUGAAAGCCCUUUCGCAGGAACCGACUAUUUCUUCAGACCGCCUCGUCCUCACAAUCUCUCUCGUUAACCCGAAAACCGACAUUGAAAAGCUGAAGGCUUUUUUGGAAGAGAAACCAGAGUGGAAGACGAGAGACUGGGCCUUUGAUGGUGGUAGCGGUAAUGAGCAUUUGGACGAAGUCUUGAAAGAGCUUGGAAAUUAUCCUCCAAGCCAUGACCAGACUAUCUUUGUCAGAGUAGCAAGUGAAACAGAAGGCAAGACUCUGCUCCAUGACUAUCCAGGAAACUCCUUGGUUGUCUCGUCGAAGCUAUUGACGUUCGAUGCGACGAAAGAGGAGCACAAGAACCUGAUUCCAGCCGUUGAUCUGGUGCUGGCUGGCGCAACUCCUGAUAGGAAGACCGGACUCUACGCCACUGUUGUCGUCGACGAACGCGAUGUUGCACUGGGCCUCGUGUGGAGUAACAAGGAAAGCGUUGCGGAAGCACUCAAGACCGGCACAGGUGUCUAUCACAGCCGCAAACGUGGACUUUGGCACAAGGGAGCUUCUAGCGGAGACACGCAGGAGCUUAUCAACAUUGGAUUCGAUUGUGACAGAGACUGCCUUCUUUUCAGAGUCCACCAAAAAGGACGAGGUUUCUGCCACCUGGGUACGAUGUCGUGCUGGGGUAAAACGUCGGGCUUGUCUAGAUUACAACGUACUCUUCAGGACCGGAAAGUGAAUGCGCCUGAAGGAUCAUAUACGGCUCGACUGUUUAACGAUCCCAAGCUUGUCAAUGCGAAGAUCAAGGAAGAAGCAGACGAACUUUGUGAAGCCACAUCGAAAGAGGAGAUUGCUUCAGAAGCUGCCGACCUGUUAUAUUUCGCGUUGGCCCGAUGCAUUGCGGCUGAUGUUACGCUGGAAGACAUUGAGAGAAACCUUGACUUGAAGAAUUUGAAGGUCAAAAGAAGGAAGGGUGAUGCCAAACCUCAAUACGUCGAGGAGAAGCCCGUCAACGAGGAACAAAAACACAAGACCAAUGGUGUCAAUGGCAGUCAAGACGAAGAGGUCAAAGAAGCCGCAUCCGUACCGAAGUCAUCAGAAGAUCCUGCUGGAAAGAACGACUUCGGCAGAAUACAGCUCAAGAGGUUUUCCACAUCACAAGCAUUUUCGGACGAUCUUCUCAAGUCCACGUUGCAGCGACCGUCGCAAAGAUCAAACGAGAAGAUUAUGGGUCUGGUGAAUCCUAUUAUUGCAGAUGUCCGAGCGCACGGCGACUCUGCUGUACUGAAGUAUACUCACAAGUUUGAAAAAGCCACCUCCCUGAAGUCGCCCGUUCUAAAAGCACCUUUCCCUGAAUCACUCAUGCAACUCCCCGAAGAGACCAUCAAAGCCAUCAACACAUCCUACGAUAACAUUCUUAAAUUCCACGCAGCUCAAAAACCAAAGUCUGACUUGGUGGUCGAGACAAUGCCGGGUGUCACCUGCUCCCGGUUCUCAAGGCCGAUCGAAAAGGUCGGUCUCUACAUUCCAGGGGGUACAGCUGUCUUGCCCUCAACGGCUUUGAUGCUGGGUGUGCCUGCCAUGGCUGCAGGUUGUAAGAACAUCGUGCUCGCCUCACCUCCAAGAUCUGACGGUACCAUCACCCCUGAAAUUGUGUACAUUGCUCACAAGGUCGGAGCGGAAGCCAUCGUGCUGGCGGGCGGAGCACAAGCGAUAGCCGCAAUGGCAUACGGCACGGAGUCAAUCACCAAGGUCGAUAAGGUUCUAGGACCUGGUAAUCAAUUCGUUACUGCAGCGAAGAUGAUUGUCAGUAAUGAUACAUCUGCUGCAGUAUCGAUUGAUAUGCCAGCGGGCCCUUCUGAGGUGCUUGUUGUUGCCGACAAGACCUCGGAUCCGGCAUUCGUGGCGAGUGAUCUCCUCAGUCAGGCUGAGCAUGGCACGGACAGCCAGGUUGUACUCAUCGCCAUUGAUCUGAACGAGGAAGGACUGCAAGCUAUUGAAGAUGAGGUUCACAAGCAGGCGCAUGAACUUCCGCGGGUGGACAUCGUUCGUGGUGCUAUUGAGCACAGUGUCACGAUAUCGGUCGGUGACCUUGAGGAAGCUCUCAAAUGGUCCAAUUACUAUGCUCCAGAGCAUCUGAUUCUGCAGAUAUCUGAUCCUCACUCUGCACUACCUCUUGUGCAAAACGCUGGCUCAGUGUUCAUUGGCGGCUGGACUCCAGAAUCUGUGGGCGACUACUCGGCUGGUGUCAACCACAGCUUGCCAACAUAUGGAUAUGCACGCCAAUACAGUGGUGUCAACCUUGGAAGUUUCAUGAAAAACAUCACCAGCAGCGAAGUCACUGAACAAGGUGUCGGACAAGUGGGCCCUGCUGUCGUGGAGCUUGCAAGGUGUGAAGGUCUUGAUGCGCAUAAACGUGCAAUGGAGCUUCGAAUGGAAAAAUUGGGUAUACUUGAGAAAAGGAAGGCCGCGACAACUGCUUAGCUGGAGGUACUCGAAUCGAAAUGCCUGAGCCGGCAGAUGGUAUGAUGUCUCCUUCUGAGUUCCUUUUUCUACGCAUUUCCUGUACCACUGCCUAUUAUGAGCGAUGAGGGUAGAGGAUAGACAAUUAGACUAGAAAGAGAUGGACAUUUGAUCACUUCAAAGGAGCUGAGAGCACAAAAAUCUCCUCGUAUAUCCUACGAGCCUACUAUCCUACGAUCCU